AAUUAAAUUCAUACACUGGGGAUUGCGAAGCACCGAUUGACUUGGUUAGUUCACACUUUAUUUAUUGUCAUUUUAUGUUGACAUCAAUUCAUUUUGACUACGCAUGGAGGAGCUUGGCAGUAACGACAAUGAUAAUAUUCUUGGAAAUCAAAGAUAUUACCAUAAGCCAUGUUUCGUCAUGAAAUGUUUUGGUUAAUUUUACCAUGGAUGGCAUUUGCCUACGAAAACAUUGCAAAGAACAAGAGUGCUAAGCAAGAAAACCCUUACGAGACAUCUGGGCUUUCAGAACUUGGCCAGGCAUCAAGGGCUUUCGAUGGACUUAAAAGCAACCUUUCUGCAUUUGGAGGUCAAUGUACAUUAUCAGCAAACCAUAAAAAAGAAGCUCUUUUAUAUGUUGACCUUGCUACCAUUCUGGGCAUUCAUCACAUCACUGUAUAUUAUAGAACAGACAAUUUACAGUGGGGUCCCCGUAAUGGAUAUGUCCCUAGAUUUCUGGGAUUUUCUGUGUACAUAUCAAACACGACGAAAACAGAAGACUGGGUUCUCUGUUUUAAAGACGACUAUUUUACCAAUGAAACCAUCCCAGCUGUGAUAACAUUGAACUGUACUCACCACGGUAGAUACGUCAUCUACUACAACAACAGGACAUCAACUAAUUUACCACCCUACUACUCGCAGUAUGCUUACAACGAACUGUGUGAAUUUGAAGUAUAUGGAUGUCCGUCCCCUAUAUAUUACGGUGAGAACUGUGACUUGUCAUGCCCACGUCUUUGUAAAAACCGCCGUUGUCACAUAGAAACGGGUAAAUGUUUUGGAUGUGAAGAUGGAUAUCUGGGUUCGACAUGCCAACUUGAAUGUCAAAACAACACGUAUGGAGCUGGAUGUUCAGAGAGGUGCGGACAUUGUCUGAAUGAAAAAGGGUGUGACCAUGUCAACGGAACCUGUCCCAGUGGGUGUGAGGCUGGCUAUUAUGGAUCUUGGUGUAAAAUAGAAUGUCCUCCAAUGUUCUAUGGAAGAAAUUGUUCGCAGAGCUGCAGUGGGAAUUGUUCCGUGUCAAAAACAUGUGACAGAAAGACCGGUGUGUGUGUUGGUGGUUGUGCAGAGGGAUCGAAACCUCCUCUGUGUAAUGAAGAAUGUGAUGACUUAAGUUACGGAAGAAAUUGCAGCUAUUCGUGUGGUCAAUGUAAUAAAGGCGUUCCUUGUAACAAGAAAAAUGGACGGUGUCCCUCGGGAUGUGCCUCAGGCUAUGAAGGAAUCUACUGUAACAAAACAUGCGCACAUUCGUACUAUGGACCGGAUUGCAACUUGAAUUGCAGUAUUUCUUGCUUCAACCAAACAUGUGAUGCGAAGAGUGGAGAGUGUCUUAAGGGAUCGGCACAGGACAAUGGAGAAAACGGAAACAGCAUUACGCCUGUCGCCAUAGGAGGAUCCAUUGGAGUUUUGUUUGUUGUUAUAGUAGCUGUUGUUGUCGUUGUGUGUAGAAAGAGAGGACAACAAACGAAUCAGCAUUCUCAACAUCAACCAAAAACAACCUACAUUGACUUGCCUCCGGAUGUUGACAUCGAUGAGAAAAUCCAUGAGGAGAAUCCUUAUGGAAAUAUGUAUGCCAAUGAACAAUUCUGUCCCGACAUCUUGAUAAAAGAUAUUGGUUCUGCCAUCAUGAAAAAGAGAAAGGAUGAUUACGACGGGUUUAAGAGAGAGUAUGCUUCUCUACCAUACGGUGAAAGAUAUCCCUGUGACACCGGAAGACUUCAAGUUAACAUUCCCAAGAACAGAUUUAAAACAACAUUCCCCUAUGACCAUUCAAGAGUGAUCCUGAGAAAGAAUGCAGGGUCAGAUAGGGAUUAUAUAAAUGCUAAUUACAUUGAUGGUCAAGAACGGAAAAAUGAGUACAUAGCAUCACAAGGCCCUAAGGAGAGUACUUUGGGUGAUUUCUGGGAGAUGGUUUGCCAAGAUCAAGUCAAACAGAUAAUCAUGUUAACAAAUCUAAGGGAGGGAAGAAAGAUAAAAUGUCAUCAGUACUGGCCAGACCUUGGUAAUAAAGAAAUAUAUGGCACGAUUUCUGUCAAGUCGAUGGAGGAAAAGCAGUAUGCGUUUUAUACUUUGCGAAAAUUCCAAGUUUCUCAAAAAUCGAUGAAUUCAUACGUGGUAACACAGUUUCAUUAUACCACGUGGCCUGAUCACGGGACCCCGGAUCCACUGUGCUUGGUCAUAUUUCACAGUCACGUGACCCAUGAAAACUCCAAUCAGGACGUUGCACCUACUUUAGUUCAUUGCAGUGCAGGAAUUGGGCGAACUGGUACAUAUAUCGCUUUAGAUUCUCUCUAUCAUGCCGGAAGAAAAUCUGGCAGAGUUAACGUCACAGAGUAUGUGAAGACAAUGAGGGCCAACAGAAUGAAUAUGAUACAAACUUAUGAACAAUACAUGACGGUUUUCCUGGCUUUACAAGAAGCUUUCAAGGCUGUGCCGGAUCCUCAAGGCACUGUCAAGUUUUGUCAAAGAAUUUCACAAAUGCUUAAGGAUGCUCCUGCUAAUUAUUCUGGACUAAGAAAGGAAUAUGAGCUUUUAAGGAAGGUUUGCCCAGUGUUUACUAACGAUGAUUACAAACUCGCUAAACAAAACAUGCCAAAGCAGAGAAAAGAUGUUAUUUUACCUCUUGACAAAUAUGGACUCUACCUGACAUCAAACGUGCCAACAAGGGGAGGCUUUAUCAACGCUAUUGUUGCUUCAUCACACAGCACGAAUAAUGGAUUUAUUGUUACACACUAUCCGACCCCAGAGGACGCUGUUGAUUUUCUGCGCCUGCUCAUUGACCACGAAAGUAGCACUGUUAUUUGUAUGGAUCCUCUCCAUAAUAUUGACCAAAUUAAAUCUUGGUUGCCUUUGCCUUCAUCUGAGAAGAUUGUUUCUCCGUUCAAAGUGGUCCAUAGCUCCAGCAAAGACAAUAACGUCAAGCUAUCAGUUAUUUCCAUUCAUAAGGACGGGGAAAAACUACACAAAGUGACGGUAGCUGAACCCAAAGCAGAGCUGAAAACCCAGAACGUUCAUGACACGUCAUUCCUUCGGAGCCUAAUCUCGUUCGCACUGAGUUGUCCCAAUGAUAGCCCAAUAACUGUUGUCAGCAAGGAUGGUGCAUCAUUGUGCGGUGUCUUCUGUGCUGUGUUUAACUCCGUACAACAAAUUACUAUGGACGACAACAUUGACGUGUUUACAACAGUCCGACAAUUACAGACAAGGAGACCAGAGUUCUGUUCUACACAGGAUGAAUAUGGUUUAAUCUACCAGACUGUUUACGAUCAUCUGCAAGCCACGUCAGAGAAUGUUUACUUUAAUCAAUAGUACUUGUUUGGUCGCAGAAGGAAAAUUAUAUGAUGAGGAGGAAGAGGAUAAUGAUGAUGAUGAUGAUGAUGAUGAUGAUAAUGAUGAUGACUUUGUCUAUUGUGUAAUAUUUCAUUUCGUAUUUUGUUUUAAAUAAUGGCCCUUACAAAUAUUUUAUGAGUCAGAGAAAAAAGUGCUGUAUCAUUGUACAUGUAGCUAUAAUUUAGAUAUCUAUUAUAAUAUUAUAUUGUUCAAUUCUUUAUCAAUGAAUUUAUUAUCUGAAUAAACUAUGCAUGAUGAAUAUUUGAAAUGUUGGCUAUAUGAUUAUUGAAUAUGUAUAAUUACGUAGAUGUACUAUUAGAUGAUAUUAUAUUCAAAUAUUAUUGAUUAAUCUAAAGUCAUUUAAAGAAAUAUAGGUUCAUAUAAAUACAUUUAAAGAUAAAUGAUUUACAAAUGGUAAACAUUUGAAAAAUCAAAAAAAAAUAUAACAAUAGAAUCCAGGAGGUAAAAUAUCGUUCUUAUUUCAAAUAAACAAUUAUUGAAUAAUUUAUUACAAUCCAAGUCAAUAGCACACAUCCGUUUCAUUAUAAACCAGUAAACAAGUUAUUUUACGACCAUACUAAUGUAAUCUAAAAGUAUGCUAUGUUUUUUUAUUUUGUUUAUCCAGUUUCUUUGUUUUUAUAAAUUUAUUUUAUUAAAGGUUUUAACUGAAUUACUCUCUUUGUGC
Messenger RNA from Magallana angulata, 4045 nucleotides. RefSeq names its product receptor-type tyrosine-protein phosphatase alpha-like. The transcript is spliced from 27 exons. Gene Ontology annotation, molecular function: protein tyrosine phosphatase activity. Gene Ontology annotation, biological process: protein dephosphorylation. The coding region runs from base 169 to 3339 and encodes 1056 amino acids. NCBI's taxonomy places the organism in Eukaryota, Metazoa, Mollusca, Bivalvia, Ostreida, Ostreidae. The record is from RefSeq and is a predicted model, not a curated record.